AUGAUCCGAACGGUUCAAGCAUGGAUGUCAAGACUUCCUCACAAGUCUACCAAAGAGAAACGGGUGUCGGUACAAUCGGUUGCUUCCUCUCUGGCGUUACAAUAUGGUAUGCCGAAAGAGCAUAUAGUCACCAUGGGUAACUGGGCAUCGUCAUCGACGUUUGAGAACCACUUUAGGCGGGAACAUCUUUCUGAAUUUGAUUUCAACAGCACACUCAUUGAUGACAAGAAUAUCGAGAUGGAAUCAGAUGAGAAAAUAUUUAUGGAUGCUUCUGAUUCUUUCAUGGAUUCUCUGGAUUAG
Mucor mucedo is the source of this 300-nucleotide messenger RNA. RefSeq lists its product as uncharacterized. The record is from RefSeq and is a predicted model, not a curated record. The transcript has a single exon. Bases 1 to 300 code for a protein of 99 amino acids. Lineage: Eukaryota; Fungi; Mucoromycota; Mucoromycetes; Mucorales; Mucoraceae.